Messenger RNA from Talaromyces proteolyticus, 1503 nucleotides. Its product is annotated as cytochrome P450. The transcript has 4 exons. Lineage: Eukaryota; Fungi; Ascomycota; Eurotiomycetes; Eurotiales; Trichocomaceae. The record is from RefSeq and is a predicted model, not a curated record. The coding region runs from base 1 to 1503 and encodes 500 amino acids. Gene Ontology annotation, molecular function: monooxygenase activity; iron ion binding; heme binding.
AUGUCGAUUUCCGUGUUCACCCUAACCGCUCUGUGUGCAGCGCUCUACUACACCAUAGCAAUCGCAUACAAUCUCCUCAUUAACCCACUUCGCCACAUCCCUGGACCAAAACUCUACGCAAUCUCCCAUCUCCCGAUCCUACGCCGCAACAUCAAUGGCACAUGGUGCCUCUACGUCAGCAAACUACAUGAAAAAUAUGGUCCAGUCAUCCGUGUCAGUCCAAACGAAGUAUUAUUCAUAUCCCCCUCUGCAUGGAAUACCAUUUGGCGGAGCAAAGGAACCCGCUCGUUCGAGAAAGAUCCGCUCAAUUACCCCCCUACCCUGACAGGAGUCGACAACAUGCUCAUCGCCAACUCAAAAGCCCAUCUUCGCAUGCGCCGCGCACUGAAUCCUGCGUUCACUGAUGGAGCAAUCCUAGAGCAGGAACGAGACAUUCAGAAAUUCACAAACUCGCUCGUCUCGAAAUUAAAACAAAAAGCGGCCUCAGGUACCCCUAUUGAUAUGCAGCAAUGGUUUAGCCUUUACACCUUUGAUUUGGUCGGGAAAUUGUUGUAUUCUCGGCCCUUUGGAUGCUUGCAAAGUGAAGAGCAUCAUCCAUACGUUGCCAUGAUCUAUGAUUUGAUAACGAUGGUUCCGUAUCUCAGUAUCUUCUCACGUUUAACUGUUUUCCAGCUCCUGAUCAAAGGAUGGAAUAUGGAUGGACUGACUUGGCUGGCGAGAUAUUUUAUUCCCAAGAAGACAUACAAUGCGUUUAAAGAAUUACUUAUGUUUACAUUCUAUGCAACUAAGGAAAGUGUUCACAGAAGAGACACCCGCAGACGUGACUGGAUCUCCUACUUCCUUCGAAAUAACGGAGAGUCCACCAUGAGCGUUGACGAACUUGGCGAAACUUCGGCUAUCUUGUUCAUUGCGGGAAGCGAAUCUGUUGCUUCGACUGUUACCUCCACGCUAUGGUUUCUUAUGCAAAAUCCCAUCUCGUAUCAGACACUAGUUGAAGAGAUUCGCACAUCUUUUCGUGAUGAAUCUGAAAUCACCAUAACAGCAUUAAAGAAACUGCCAUAUCUCACUGCAGUGCUCGAGGAAACUAUGCGCCUUCGACACCCGACUCCGCCUGGAUUUGCCAGGACCGUUCCCAAAGAUGGUGCAUAUAUCGAUGGCUAUUUCAUCCCAGAAAACACAAAAGUAUCAAUAAAUAGCAUGGCAGCUAACACAUCACCACUCCAUUUCAACCACCCUCACAAAUACGCGCCAGAGCGCUGGCUUAGAUAUCCCGGCUUCGAAAACGACCAACUCGUAGCCUCCCAGCCAUUCUAUGCCGGGCCUCGUGAUUGUAUUGGGAAAGGCCUUGCCUGGGCCGAAAUGCGUGUGCUCAUCUCCAAGUUCUUUUGGAACUUCGAUGUUGAGCUUUUGCCUGAGAGCUCCGGCUGGGAUCAACAAAAGGUAUACAUCAUCUGGGAGAAAAAGCCACUUUGGGUAAAACUUGCGCCUGUCAAGAAGGGAUAG